Messenger RNA from Cajanus cajan (pigeon pea), 2606 nucleotides. The record is from RefSeq and is a predicted model, not a curated record. NCBI's taxonomy places the organism in Eukaryota, Viridiplantae, Streptophyta, Magnoliopsida, Fabales, Fabaceae.
UCUUGUAUUUAUUUUUAUUUUUCCUUAUUUCCUUAUUUUGAAAGAUUAGAUUGUUACAAAUAGGUGGAAUGAGAAUGUAAUAGGUAUGAAUGAAAAUAAUAAAAUCAAUUCUCUUUUUCAAGUUGGUAUCAGAGCUCCCGAUCUUGGGAGCUCCCUUUCUGCUGCAACAGCAGCCACCGCCGCCGCUGUCCGACCACCGCGGUUGCUAUUGUAGCCGUUGGGGUCGUUGAUAGGAUAGAAAGGUGCGUUUGACUCCGGCGAAUACAACAUCAGAAGUCGUUCUGGGAAAGAUGCCGCCACAUGCCACCACCAUCGCCGGCGUGUGUAGCCCACACACCUACCUUUGGCGAGACCCACUUGCCGCCGUCGUCACAGAAUGAGUCGCCGGAGCCUCUUGAGUUCGUUUCACAGGUCGAUGAUGUCCCAUUUGGCCUAGAUUUGAGUAGAUCUGAGGUUUGAGUUUUGCUCCUUUUUCCGGUGUAGCCCACUAGUUGUCGUCGUCGCGAAUAGGGUCACUGGAGACACCUGAUUGCAUUCUAAGGGAUGUAUGAGGUAGAAAUUAUUCCUUUGGGUCCUAAUGAUCUUCCAAAUGUGGUGGGUCCCUAUCGGUUGGAUGGUCGGAAUUUCUUACAAAGGAGCCAAUACAUUUGAAGGAUUCUUAAGCGACGUUCAAGACUAGACCACAUAGAUGGUGGAGGGACAAGUAAUAUUUCAAUUUGGGACAAUGAAGAUUCAUUAAUUAUGACUUGGAUGUGACAUUCCAUGAUUCCUGAGAUAAGUCAAAAUUAUAUGUUUUAUUCUUCUACCAAAGAGAUAUGGGAUGCUUUACAAAAUACUUUUUCAUUAAAAAAAGGAUUUUGCUGCAUGUUAUGACAUUGAAAGUAGGGUAUUUAAUACAAAACAAGACUCUCUUUCCGUAUUAGAAUAUCACAGAAUCCUGAAUGGACUUUGGAUUGAAUUAGAUCAGUACUUGACAAUAAAGAUGUGUAAAACAGAUGUUACCGCACAUGCUGAAGUCGUGGAAAGAGGAAGAAUUUUUAAAUUUCUCCAUGGCCUGAAUCAUGAGUACGACCUAAUUAGGGUACAAAUCUUAGGAAGAGAAAAAUUAUCAUCUCUAUCAGAAGUAUUCUUUAUGGUAAGAGAAGAAGAAACUCGGAGAGCUAUCAUGCUUGAUGGGGGGAUCUCCAACGUAGGCUUUGCCAUGACAACUAGAAAGGGGGUCCACAAGGGAGCAAAUGCUAGAGGAAAGUCGUUUGAAAAAGGUAACCGUGGAGACUAUUGUUCAUACUAUAGAAGAUCUGGACAUACCAAGGAAACGUGCUUCAAACUCCAAGGAAGAAAUAAUGUUCUUGAGUGCAUGGGAAACAACAAAGAGUCUACUCAAAGAUGGGCAAAUCAUACUACCUCAAAACAGGAAGUCACCAAUCAAUCCAGUACUUCACCACCAUCAGAUCUUAAUAUGAAAGCUUAUAAGGAGGAACUUGAGUGCUUGAAAGCAAUGGUUGAAUCAAUAAGUAAGCCCUCUGGAUCAUGUACUCUGUCCAUGAAAGACCUUGUCAUGGCGAAGACGAUUUUAACCGCUAAGGAACAUAGUGGGUUGUAUCUGUUGGAAUCUGAAGACCAAAGCAAAACAAAAAUCAUAAGUCAACAAACUACAUUUGAGACAUGGGCAAAUUCCCAAAUAUGGCUACAUCAUAAAAGGCUUGGGCAUCCUUCAUUCAACCUUAUCAAAUUCUUGUUUCCUCAUUUGUUUACUAGGGAGUUUGUUGAAUCUUUUAAUUGUGAUAUUUGUUAAUUGUUGAAACACCAUCAUGUAUCUUAUCCUAUUAGUAAUAAAAAGAGUACUUCUCCAUUUGAUUUAAUUCACUUUUAUGUUUGGGGACUUGUCGUAGAAUCUAUUUUUAGAGCCAAAUGAUUCGUUACUUUUAUUGACGAUUGUAUCUGUGUCACGUGAACAUACCUUAUGAAAAAUAAAUUAUAAGUUUUUCAAAUCUUUGUUAAUUUUUUCCGUCUUGUCCAAAAUCAAUUUGGAAAAAAAUAUCAAAAGAAUCUGGUCUAAUAAUGAUCCUGAAUAUGUGAAUCAUGAAUUUCUCAAUUUUUGUCUCAUAAUGGUAUUGUUCAUGAACUAACAUGUAUAAACACCCUCAACAAAACGUGGUUGUAGAAAGAAAGAAUCGUUAUAUUCUUGAAGUAGCUAGAGCUCUUCUUUUUCAAAUGUUUGUUCCCAAAAAUUACUAGAGAGAAGCUGUGUUAAUUGCCACGUAUCUCAUUAACAGGUCACCUAGCCGUAUAUUAAUCCUAUAGAGUCUCUAUUGUCUUUUGUUCCCUCUUCCCCCUAGUAUCGAGUCUUUGAAUGUACUAUUUUUGUUCACUCUCAUCAUUCUAAUUGUAGUAAAUUAGAUCCCAAAGCUCUUAAAUAUGUCUUUAUUGGAUAUCCUUAUAAUAAAAAAGGGUACAAAUGUUAUCAUCCUCAUGGUCGUCAUGUCUUUAUCACCAUGGAUGUCACCUUUCAUGAAACACAAUCAUUUUAUGUCAACCUGCCACUUCAAGGGGAGAAAACACUUGAAGUGGAGGAGCUUUCCUUUUUGUCAUUAUCAUAUUUGUCU